Messenger RNA from Chionomys nivalis (European snow vole), 1631 nucleotides. It is a transcript of the gene Slc35a2, whose product is annotated as solute carrier family 35 member A2. The record is from RefSeq and is a predicted model, not a curated record. Lineage: Eukaryota; Metazoa; Chordata; Mammalia; Rodentia; Cricetidae. Gene Ontology annotation, molecular function: UDP-galactose transmembrane transporter activity. Gene Ontology annotation, biological process: pyrimidine nucleotide-sugar transmembrane transport. The transcript is spliced from 5 exons. The coding region runs from base 219 to 1406 and encodes 395 amino acids. Gene Ontology annotation, cellular component: Golgi membrane.
GGCUGUGGGAGACGGGUCUCCGGCGUCUUUGGUCUCCAGCUGAUGGAAUCUGGGAAGUCCGAAACCACCAUUUUAGAAUCAGGCUUGGAAUGGGCUAAAAACACCAUCUUUCAAUCCCAGCUAAUGCCCCGCCCUCCACGCCGGAGGUCCGGAAGCGGACGUGAUGGAUACGGAAGUAGCCUGCUGUUGCCGAGGGGACGGGACGGGCAGAUGCCAACAUGGCAGCGGUUGGGGUUGGCGGAUCAUCCGCGGCGGCCGGGCCUGGGGCCGUGUCCGCGGGCGUGCUGGAGUCUGGGUCCGCUACAGCGGCUCACCGGCGCCUCAAGUACAUAUCCUUAGCUGUGCUGGUGGUCCAGAAUGCCUCCCUCAUCCUUAGCAUUCGAUAUGCUCGCACACUGCCUGGGGACCGCUUCUUUGCCACCACCGCUGUAGUCAUGGCUGAAGUACUCAAAGGUGUCACCUGUCUCCUGCUGCUCUUCGCACAGAAGAGGGGUAAUGUGAAGCACCUGGUUCUCUUCCUCCAUGAGGCUGUCCUGGUGCAGUAUGUGGACACACUCAAGCUUGCGGUGCCGUCUCUCAUCUAUACCUUGCAGAAUAACCUCCAGUAUGUUGCCAUCUCCAACCUGCCAGCUGCCACUUUCCAGGUGACAUAUCAGCUGAAGAUUUUGACUACAGCACUGUUCUCCGUGCUCAUGUUGAACCGCAGCCUCUCACGCCUGCAGUGGGCCUCCCUGGUACUGCUAUUCACUGGUGUUGCGAUUGUCCAGGCACAGCAAGCUGGUAGCGGUGGCCCUCGGCCACUGGAUCAGAAUCCCGGGGCAGGACUAGCAGCUGUCGUGGCCUCCUGCCUCUCCUCAGGCUUCGCAGGGGUCUACUUUGAGAAGAUCCUCAAAGGCAGCUCAGGUUCUGUAUGGCUGCGUAACCUACAGCUAGGCCUUUUUGGCACAGCACUGGGCCUGGUGGGGCUCUGGUGGGCUGACGGCACUGCUGUAGCCCAUCAAGGCUUCUUCUUUGGGUACACACCUGCUGUCUGGGGUGUGGUACUAAACCAAGCCUUUGGUGGGCUCCUGGUGGCUGUCGUUGUCAAGUAUGCUGAUAACAUCCUCAAGGGCUUUGCCACCUCCCUGUCCAUUGUGCUGUCCACUGUUGCCUCCAUUCGCCUCUUUGGCUUCCACCUGGACCCUUUAUUUGCCCUGGGCGCUGGGCUGGUCAUUGGUGCCGUCUACCUCUACAGCCUCCCCCGAGGUGCAGUCAAAGCCAUAGCCUCUGCUUCUGCCUCUGCCUCUGGGCCCUGCAUUCACCAGCAGCCUCCUGGGCAGCCACCACCACCGCAGCUGUCUUCUCGAGGAGACCUCAUCACGGAGCCCUUUCUGCCAAAGUUGCUCACCAAGGUGAAGGGCUCGUAGCUGCUGGAAUUGAAGAUGCUGGCCUGCCUUCGUUCUCCCUUCUUGCCCUGGCCCAGCUGGGACUAAACUCUUAUCAGUAUUAGGGGUAGGGUGAGGUAGACAUGGGAACUCCCUGUCCCCACCAACCCUGCCCCACAUAGGGCUGACAUGACUAACCUGUUAAUGGGCCCACCUCAACUCCCGCUACUUUGCAGUAUUUCUUAGGUGAGUUUCUGCAAAUAAAAU